UCUGCUUCUCAGUUGUGAACUUCAAAUCUCAGAAUCUGUGUGUUUUUGGAUAUGCAAUGCGCCAUGGAAGGCCUUUCCUGGUCAAAGACCACCACCACCACGGCGCCUCCCAGCUGGGAGACAUACUCCUGGAGGCCGCCAUCACCAAGACCCUCUCAACCUCCGGCACCCGCAACCUUCCGGACCCCCACACCCUUCCGCUCUCCGAGCCCCUCCUCUUCCAAAUCCUCCGCGCCCAGUCCCUCCACCCCUCCAAAAAACUCGACUUCUUCAAAUGGUGCUCUCUCACGCAUAACAUCAAACACUCGGCGCGCGCCUACUCCCACAUCCUCCGCACCGCCUCCCGCGCGGGAUUCCUUCACGAGGUCCCUCAAUUGCUUCGCUCCAUGAAGGAGGACGGCGUCGUGGUCGAUUCCCAGACCUUCAAAGCCCUGCUCGACGCGUUUAUCCGGUCCGGUAAGUUCGAUUACGCGCUUGAAAUUUUGGAUAUUAUGGAAGAUGUUGGUGCUGGGUUGAACACCGAUAUGUAUAACUUGGUUCUUGUUGCUCUGGUUAGGAAAAACCAGGUGGGUUUGGCCAUGGCCAUUUUGUUUAAGCUUCUGGAGGCAGGGGAUUCGACCCAGGUGCCGAAUUCGAUUGCCUGCAAGUUGCUGGUUGCUCUUAGAAAAUCUGACAUGAGGGUUGGGUUUAAGCAAGUUUUUAAUAAGCUUAGAGAGAGUGAGGGGUUUGAGAUGGAUACUUGGGGUUAUAAUAUUUGCAUUCAUGCAUUUGGGUGUUGGGGUGAUUUGGGUACUAGUCUGAGUCUGUUCAGAGAGAUGAAAGACUCUAACUUGGAUAACGUUGGGCCGGAUUUGUCUACAUAUAAUAGCCUCAUUCAUGUGCUCUGCUUGGUGGGGAAAAUGAAUGAUGCACUUAUUGUAUGGGAGGAAUUGAAGGGCUCCGGCCAUGAGCCGGAUGCAAUUACCUAUAGAAUUCUUAUUCAGGGGUGUUGUAGGUGUUAUCGAAUAGACGAUGCCACUAAGAUUUUUAGUGAAAUGCAGCUCAAUGGAUAUGUCCCUGAUACCAUUGUUUAUAAUUCUUUACUAGAUGGGUUAUUCAAGGCCAGGAAGGUUAAUGAUGGCUGCCAGUUAUUUGAGAAAAUGGUUCAGAAUGGGGUGAGAGCCUCAACAUGGACGUAUAAUAUUCUCAUUGAUGGUUUGUUCAGGAAUGGAAGGGCAGAGGCUGCAUAUACACUAUUUUGUGACUUAAAGAAGAAGGGUCAGUUUGUCGAUGGUGUAACAUAUAGCAUUGUGGUUUUGCAACUUUGUAAGGAGGGCCUGCUUGAGGAAGCACUAGGAUUGGUGGAAGAAAUGGAAAGGAGAGGCUUUACUGUUGAUUUAGUUACUAUUUCGUCACUUGUGAUUGGGCUGUAUAAAGAAGGACGGUGGGAUUGGACGGACAAGCUCAUGAAGCACAUUAGAGAUGGUAACCUAGUGCCGAGUGUUCUUAAAUGGAAGGUUGAUAUGGAGGCUUCGCUGAAAAAUCCGCAGAGAAAUAGAAAGGAUUAUACUCCUUUGUUCCCAAGUAAAGGCGACUUGAGCGAGAUUAUGAGUUUAAUAAAGUCUGCUGAAUCAACAAUGGAUGCAGACCUAGAUUCAGAGGCUGCCAGGGUUAAAGAAGAUGAUAAGAAUUUGUCCACCGAUACUGGUCAGUGGUCAUCAUCUCCACAUAUGGAUCAAUUGGCUAAUCAACUUAAGUCCACCGACCACUCCUCGCAGCUGUUUUCAUUGUCCAGGGGGCAAAGAGUUCAAGCAAAAGGGGAAAACACUUUUGAUAUUGACAUGGUUAAUACCUUUUUGUCCUUAUUCUUGGCCAAGGGAAAGCUGAGCAUAGCAUGCAAAUUGUUUGAGAUUUUCAGUGAUCUUGGUGAAAAUCCUGUGAGUUAUACUUAUAAUUCCACGAUGAGUUCGUUCGUCAAGAAGGGCUACUUCAAUGAGGCAUGGGGUGUACUCAAGAUGGGAGAAAGGGUCUGCCCCACAGACAUAGCUACAUACAAUGUGAUAAUUCAAGGCUUGGGGAAGAUGGGUAGAGCGGAUCUAGCGAGUUCUGUCCUGGAUAAGCUAAUUGAGCAGGGUGGUUAUCUUGACGUGGUUAUGUACAACACCUUGAUUAAUGCACUAGGCAAGGCUAGCAGGAUUGAUGAAGUAAACAAGCUCUUUGAGCAGAUGAAGAGUAGUGGAAUAAAUCCUGAUGUUGUCACUUUUAAUACACUUAUUGAAGUUCAUAGCAAAGCAGGUCGGCUAAAAGAUGCAUAUAAGUUUUUGAAAAUGAUGCUCGAUGCAGGCUGCACCCCGAACCAUGUUACUGACACGACUUUAGAUUUUCUGGGCAAGGAGAUUGAGAAAAUGAGGUACCAGAAGGCAUCCAUGGUGCGCAAUAAGGAUGACUGACCUUGAUAAGAAUUUGUACACUUCAAUUCAACUGUAGUUCAACCUUCUAUGACUUUCGGCUCAUAAAUGUAAAUGAAAAUUUGAAGGCCAAAAGUGUAGUUGUGUGUUGAGGUGCCUUUUUGACCUAUAAUCAUGUCAUGCUCAGCUUCGGUCAUUUCUCAGGGUAAUUCAAAUUGCUAGAGGUGAAACUCCAGGUCAGUACCUACUAAACGGUUAGAAUGUAGCGUAACAAGAAUAUUUGUUUUUCUUCCAAAACUCAGAAAUAUAAUUGAGCUUUGUUAAGCAAGAAGGUAGAUUAUUUGAUUCUGGUAGUGAUUUAUGCAAAAAUUUGAAUGAUAAUGUUACUACUGUGUAUUAGUUUUC
Molecule: messenger RNA, 2792 nt
Organism: Malus domestica (apple)
Lineage: Eukaryota; Viridiplantae; Streptophyta; Magnoliopsida; Rosales; Rosaceae
Product: pentatricopeptide repeat-containing protein At4g01570-like
Biological process (GO): chloroplast-nucleus signaling pathway; mitochondria-nucleus signaling pathway
Cellular component (GO): chloroplast
Molecular function (GO): protein binding
Source: RefSeq, a predicted model, not a curated record